AUGGACGACAACAGGGGCCAAAGGAGGCAGAAUGAACCGCCCACCUACCCACCUCCCAGUUCGCGGCCUCACCACCCGUUGCAUGAGCAAUCGCAGCAACGGCGGCCGUUCCCGGGAACCCAAGGAGAGAGGUUUAGGGCGCCGGCGCCCCUCGGCACAACACCAUCCGGGACUAGGGGAAUGGGUGGCGGGACUGGCUACAGCGGGUACUAUCAGGAUACAUCGCCAACGGGUUACCCAGCGACGGCGAUGGCGCAAGGUGCGAUGGGCUACCACCAAUCCACAGCCGAUUACGGGCAGCCGGACUCGCGGCAGGCGGCCCAAAGCUAUGGCGGCUCGUACACACCGGCCAUGAUGUACAACGUUCAGCAGACGGGCGGGCCACAGAGCGCUGCCGUGUACGAUACGAGCCAGCAGUAUCCAUCGCGGCAGGCUGCAGGACUGCCGAUGUUGGCGACGGAUGUCACGACCCCUUACUUUCCAAGCGAGCCAACCAAUGCGGCGGCGGCCGGACCCGGCCUGCAGGCCCAGACAGCAUCUCCCAGCACGCCACAGGUAUAUCAGCAGCCCGGCUUGCAUGGCUAUUCCGCCGGGAGCAUGGCUGCCAUUGGAGGGAUGGCUUCGCAAACAACGCCCGCCGCCGACGUGAGGAUGGAUGCAGAGUACCCCGCUCCGGGUCUCGAGGAAGGGUUCAACAACUACAUGGCGGCGUUGAGGGAGUGUUUUCGAAACAUCCGGGGUGGCGUGCUAGCGACGGCCGGCGAGUCCCUCCUGAGACUCUCGGAUUGGCUCUUGUCGCAUGUUGUGGAGCUAGGCUUCACUUCUGAUAACCAGCAACUACACGACGAGCGAAUCAAGAUGUGGAAUGACUUCAACCAUGCCUGGCUCGCCCUGCUUCAGAAACAGAAAGAGAUGAUGGAGGCGGGACAGCCCUUGCAGCGCCCUCAGAGCCUGGUCCCUCAAGAAGGCUUGCAAAAGAUGGGCGACGAGUUGGUCAGGAUGUGCGACAGCAUCGAGCGGCACGGGCUUGUGGAUUACCAGUAUGGCGUGUGGGAAGAACAGAUCGUGGAGAUUUUGGGCGAGUGUUUGGACCUUUACAGCCCUUCCAGCGCGUCCGGUGGCGGCGGCGAGGGGAGUUCUAGCAACAAUCGCCGCUGA
Molecule: messenger RNA, 1158 nt
Organism: Parathielavia appendiculata
Lineage: Eukaryota; Fungi; Ascomycota; Sordariomycetes; Sordariales; Chaetomiaceae
Exons: 3
Coding region: 1-1158 (385 amino acids)
Source: RefSeq, a predicted model, not a curated record